AUGUGGACGCCAUGCCACGAAGACCUUGUGAUAAUGGUUCUAAAGAUUGAGCAAAUGGUUAGUGUUGCUGUUGAAACUGACACUGAGAAGUUUGUGACAGAGCAAACGAAAAUUGCUCAGGAAAAAGACAGUUCUUGUCAGCUAACACUGAGCUUUGUCCACCGAAUCAGCCUGACUCUAAAUGUGACGCUAUCCUAUGGGAACCAUCUUGAACUCGUGAGUACCUUUAUGGCCAACGAAGAGAGGAUAUUAAAUUCAAGGUGAUCCAAUUCAAGGAAGCAAGCGCUUCAAGGCCAAACUGGGAAGAUGUUUCUCCUUAUGAACGUACCGUGAAUGCUCUUUGGGCCCAAUAGGACCAGUUGGAGUUCCGAAAUCAAGUAUUGUGUCGAAGAUAGUGUCGAAGUGGUUCCAGAACUAAGUACCAAAAAAGUUGCAAGAGGCAGCACUAAGGGCUAACCAUACAACAGCGAGUCGUCAGGGUGUUAACAAAACACUUAAAGCUCUUAGGGCUCGAUGUUACUGGACAGAACUAACUUCAAACGUAAGAAGUGGUGCAGAGCUUGUCAUGAGUGUAGAGCCAAAAAGAGCACUGGUGAGGAGAGACGUUCCCUAAAAAAGAAGUAUGUGGAAUAUGCACCACUGGAGCGCCUCGCCAUGGACAUAUUCAGGCCACUUCCUCUGACCCCUCACGGGAAUAAAUUUGUUGUUUUCGAACCAAUAAGCUUUUAUGGUAGCCGAGAAGUUAUACUAGUGGGUGAAUUUAUUAGUCGUUUUCGGGGUUCCACGGGAGAUACACAGCGACCAAGGCACUUAGAGUCCAAAAUUAUUUCAGAAGUGUGUAAGCUCUUGGACGUUGAGAAAACGAGAAAAACUCUGCUACAUCCACUGUCGGACGGCCAUUUAGAACAUUACAACGUUACGGUGGUGAUGAAGGUGUUUGGCUGCACAAUAUUCAACGAAAGAAAUGUAGGAAUCCCAAGUUGUAUUAGUAGUGUCCUUGUUGUCAGACGUAACGUACCGCAAACAAAGACUUCGAAGUACGAAACUAACUGUGAUUUAGGCAGAUCUUCUGAAACCUUACCUCGGUCCUGCUUUGAGGAGCUCGAUUUCUGAUGGAGAGGAGACUAGUACGCCUGUUGUAUCUCGAGCUGGUGGUGCUGAAGAGAUUGAGCCUGUUAUUACAAGUGGCCCCCUUUUGGCUAAGGCAAGAGGAGGCAAGCCUAGUGGAAGUGUAGCCCGGAUGCCUCUAGAUCCUAUGGUAGAGGCUGUGACAGAAGAAGGCAAACCCGAUGCGGAUGUUGAAACUGAGGUUGGUAUGAGUGAUACAGAUAAAAAGGGUGCCUUACAAAUUACUCAACCGAACGAGACAGACAGAGGUGAAAGGAAAUCUUAG
This is a messenger RNA of Porites evermanni, 1393 nucleotides long. NCBI's taxonomy places the organism in Eukaryota, Metazoa, Cnidaria, Anthozoa, Scleractinia, Poritidae. The record is from the annotation of a GenBank genome assembly.